UCCUGUCUUGAAAAACACGCGGGAGUGACGUCAGAGCAAGAGGGUUUUUGUUUCUUUUUUGUGUUUUGCUUUAUUUGUGCACAGAAUGUCCGAAAAGAUCACCAAGGUGAUGCAGUGGCUCAAGAAAGUGUUCGGGGAGCAGACGAUUCCGGAGUUUGAGGUGAACACGAGGAGCGUGGAUGUGCUGUACCAGCUGGCAGAGAGCAGUGAGGCGCGGUGCGGCGAGGUCGCCCUGCUGCUGGAGGACUACCGGCAGAAAGCAGCCGAGUACCAGGCCGAGGGGUGUCAUACUAAGGAGGUGCUUUUACAAGGAGUGGGCUUGUCCUCGGGGAGUUUGUCAAAACCAGCCUCAGACUACUUGAUUGCCUUAAAAGCCUGUGCCAUGGCCCUUAAAGUGAGGGACACUUCCCUGAUAAGCUUUGUAUCAGCCAUCAAUGAUCUGAGCAGUGGGCUUCUGGAAGCAGAGAAAAAGGACAGGGAAAUGGAGAGGGAGCUCACCACCUUGAGAAGGAAACUGGGAGCCACCCUAAUGCUGCGAAAGACCUUGCAAGAUGACUUGAACAAAAUCCUGAAAAUCCAGGAGGUGGAGAAGGCCAAAGCUGAAGAAAGACUCUUGAACAUGGACUUCAUCAAAGCAAAAUCUAGAGACUUUUCAUUUACAAUAAAGAUGGCAGAGGAACAGAUGGCUUCAAGGAAAAUGGAACCUCGCUUAACACAUCAGGCCAUACUGGAUAUCUCAGCGGAAAUUGAAAAAUUAAAGCAAGAGAUAUUGCCAAUUACAAAGAAGUUGAAAUCUUAUAAAGACUUAACACCUAGCCCAUCCCUUGCACAAGUGAAAGUUGAAGAGGCAAAAAGAGAACUGGCGGCAAUCGAUGCUGAACUAGAAAUGAAGGUGGACAUCAUGAACAUAACAAUGCCCAAACAGCACGGAGGACCACUGAAAUGACCAAAUGUACUAUUAGUUGGUUUGUGUAUUGUAAUAAUAAAAUGCUGAAUG
This is a messenger RNA of Scleropages formosus (Asian bonytongue), 997 nucleotides long. RefSeq names its product HAUS augmin-like complex, subunit 1 (gene haus1). The record is from RefSeq and is a predicted model, not a curated record. The transcript is spliced from 9 exons. Gene Ontology annotation, cellular component: HAUS complex; cytosol. Gene Ontology annotation, biological process: spindle assembly; centrosome cycle. NCBI's taxonomy places the organism in Eukaryota, Metazoa, Chordata, Actinopteri, Osteoglossiformes, Osteoglossidae. The coding region runs from base 86 to 946 and encodes 286 amino acids.